AAAAAAUCCCAUAAUGCUCGUCGCACCGGCUGUGUUUGAAUGUUAAAAGUAAGAACCCGAUAGACUUUAAUAUGGUUUUCAUGUGUCUGGGAUGUACAGUGGAGGAGACGUCAAGACGGUCCAGAAAAUGACUCGUUUCUCAUAUUAUGGACGCUAGGAAGCAUGAUUUGCAACGGAACGUAUUUAAGGUCAGUCACAAUCACUCCAAUGGCCUUCUGCAACCGUGCCUGCAUCGUUUUGUUGCAGAGAACAUGAAGCAGGUGGAUAUAAUAAAUAAAGAAGAAUUAGAAAGAUUUCAAGUCCAUCAUAGAGUCCAAAGUCCAAGCAAAGGUAGACGUGUGUCCUCUUGCAAAAGGAAAGGCCGUCCAUUGGUGGAGGUGGGCUUCAAGCUGCACCGCAGAUCGUCAAAUGUAGGCUGUGGCUGUGACCCCGGCAUGGCCAACAAAGAGAAUGAGAUGACAUGCUCCGAUGAUGUGCGCUGUUUUCACUACAAUGACCACGGUGGGCUUCCUGUGAAUUCUGCAGAGGCCUCAAAGAUGGCUGGGGCCAGCUCCAAGCACAGUGACUUUACUGAGCUGUCCAAGGAUCAUGAAGCUGUGUCUCACAUUCUGUCUGGAAGAAAACUUCAAAUAGCUGUAGCACAAACGCUGUGGCGCCGCAGUGCCAGUGAAUUAGUGGCCUAUUUAAUCAGAAGCCAAGACACAGCAGUACUGCUGGAUUGUCUACCUGUUUUGACAAAAAACCUUCAAACUGAAGCGCCGUCUUUAUCGAUUGGCUGCUGUGUUGACCUUAUGCCCCAAGUGAAAGUCAUUCUUGCCAGUAAAUACGAAGAACACAUAACUGUGGGUUUACACUGGGUUCAGUCUGUCAUCAAGAAGUGGUGGCCAGAACUUUCUAAGAAUGAGAAAAGACUGCGGGACAGUUGUUUGGAGCACAGGAAUGUUGAAGCCAUGAGGCAGCGGCUGAAAGACUUGUGGAAGGACAAAACCCGGCUCUGUCUGAUUCCAGGAUCUAUGGGAGAACUUGCAAAGGCUAUCGAGGCUUAUCUGGCACAGCUACCCUGACGGUCUUUAAGCUUUCUGGGGAUGUGACCACUGCUGCCAGAUUAUGGCGUGCUUAGAACUGAUAAGGGACACCAGAGAGCUGG
Molecule: messenger RNA, 1147 nt
Organism: Thalassophryne amazonica
Lineage: Eukaryota; Metazoa; Chordata; Actinopteri; Batrachoidiformes; Batrachoididae
Gene: katnbl1
Product: katanin p80 subunit B-like 1
Exons: 10
Coding region: 147-1064 (305 amino acids)
Cellular component (GO): nucleolus
Molecular function (GO): microtubule binding
Source: RefSeq, a predicted model, not a curated record